UUAAAGAAUGUACCACCUUCUGGAAACUGUUGAGGACAAUGUAAGGAUGGUGAUGGUGGUGCCAGAUGUGUGGCUGCUGCCUGGCAAAAACCAAUGUUACUGGCCAAGCACACCAACUGCUGGAGAUGCAUGGGUGCGCAAUGCCAAGCAGCCAUGUGAGAGCUGGCAGAUUUUUACAUAUGAGAAAAUUCUGCACAGCAAUGUUUCCUAUGAAAAAAUAAAAUCACUCGAGAGAAAGGCUCUAGAUAAGAGUGAUGUUGAGAGCUCAGGAUCAGAGCCACAUCGGCAGUCACGGCCAACAAUUAGAUGGAGUCCCAAUGAUGAUUCUGAAUCAUCAGAAUCAUCACCUGCCAGGAAGAAGCAGUGCAGAGUCGGGUGAGGCGGAGGUCAAGGUCACCUAUACCUUCCAUAAAAUAUUUGCCACAACCACCUGAAGCUUCCAAAGCUGUUCCAAAACCCCCUGUAUCAUAUGCACAGUUUUCAGCGUCCCCUAG
Physella acuta is the source of this 494-nucleotide messenger RNA. RefSeq lists its product as uncharacterized. The record is from RefSeq and is a predicted model, not a curated record. Lineage: Eukaryota; Metazoa; Mollusca; Gastropoda; Physidae.